Messenger RNA from Cavia porcellus (domestic guinea pig), 12323 nucleotides. Its product is annotated as igE-binding protein-like. The transcript has 2 exons. Lineage: Eukaryota; Metazoa; Chordata; Mammalia; Rodentia; Caviidae. The record is from RefSeq and is a predicted model, not a curated record. Gene Ontology annotation, molecular function: nucleic acid binding. Gene Ontology annotation, biological process: viral process. Bases 10042 to 11277 code for a protein of 411 amino acids.
UAUAUCCCUGUUUGUAGUAUAUAAUGAUCAUGUUUCUUUAGGGACUUGGUACAUGAGCACAACAUAUUAACAAUUCCCUUUUAAAUAUUAUUUCCUUUCUCUCUCCUCUUCAUGCCUUGGCUUCCUUCCUAUAUGCUAAAGAUCUUCAGUAUUUCCUAUUGUCUUCCUUUUAUUUUAUUCUUUAUUUAGAGUUUGGGUUUUCAUAUACAAGAAACCAUGCAAAAAUUAAGCUUGUGUGCCAGACUUAUUUCACUUAACAUAAUCUCAGAGUAUACUCAUUUUCCUGCAAAUGAAUCAAGUUUAUCCUUUGUGGCAGACUACUCCACUGUGUACAAAUACAACACUCUCUUUAUCUACUCAUCUGUUGAUGGCCAUAUAGGUCACUUACAAGAUUCAGCUAUUGUAAAUUGUACUCCUAUAAACAUACAUAUAUAUGUAUCACUAUAUUUGGAAUUUUUUUGCGGGGGUGUACUGGGGAUCGAACUUGUGACCUCUCACUUGCCAGGCAGCUGCUUAUGCCACUUAGGAAGAUAGAUUCCUUAAGAAGAUAGCUAGAAAGAGAAUAGCUGGGUUUAGUGGAUUUCUAAUUUUAGUUUUUUGAGGAAUCUCCACACUGAUUUGCAUAGUGGUUACCAGUUUACAUACCACCAACAUUGAAGGACACCCUGCCAUAGCCUCACAUUUAUUAUUGGAUUUCUUGAUAAUAGUCAUUGUUUCUGAAAUGAGAUGUUUUAAUUUGCAUUUCUCGAAUGGCCAGUGAUGCUGAACAUUUUUUCAUGUGUCUAUUGGCCAUUUGUAUUUCCAAAAAGAUAGGAACUUAUCAAUUUCUGUGUCUUUCAAUUUUUUUCUGUUUAUUCUUGUUUGUGCCUUUUAUAAAUAUUUAUAUGUGUAUGCCACUCUAUUUUGAACCAAUUCAGGUAACUUACAUAUACCAUGGUCUUUUACCUUUACAUAUUUAACUGAAUUUCAUUAUUUCAUUGUUCAAAUUGUUUUAGAUUUAGUUAGAAGCUAUUUUUCCUGGUUUAGUGACAUGUACACAUCAUUUUCAAGAGUAUUUUUUUACUUUUGGUAAAAUAAGAUGUAUGUAUCUUGUAUUUUGCAUGUAUCUUGUAUUUAGCCUUGGAAUUACCUUUUUCUAAAAAGCCCUCUUUCCUGUUGGUGGACAAUGAUAUCAUAGAUCAAGGCUAGAUGUGCUCAUAGCUACUGUUUUUGCUUAUGGGACAUUUCAGGACACAGAGCUAAGAAAUAUAUGCAUGAAUAUAUGAUGCAGAGAUAUGCAUACACAAAUAUAUGUAAUCUGUUAGUGAUAUGGAUUUAAUUUUAAAUUGUUUUACUUACAUUUGAGAAAAUACAGAAACAUUGAUAAGUUCUGAAUAAAGGAAAUGAUCACAACUCACACAACUCAUACAAUUUUUAUGUUCCCUUUUUUUAGUCAGUGGUGCAUUGUAAUUUUGUGGAAUUACAGUGACACAAUUUUUUAAAUCUUUUCCACUUGACAUGUCAUAAGUAUAUAAAUUACAGUAUUUUUGCAAUUUUCAUUCUAAACUGCUUUAUAUAUCAUUUAGCAGAUUCUAUCAUUCUUCUAUUCCUGGACAUUAAGGUUGUUUCUAAUUUUUUGCUGCUGUAACUGACUUAAAAGCAAACAUUUUUCAUACAUAUACCUCCUCUUAGUUUUUGACUAAUGGAUUGGUUGGAAGAUUGUCCUAAAGUAGAAAUAACGCAUCCCUAAUGGUUUGUGUGUUUGCAUGGGUUUUCAUAUGUACUGUUACACCAGAUUAAUCACAUAUUUCCCAAAGUCCAUAACAAAAUUGGGUCCAGAGAUGAAAAAUUUGUAAUCUUUUUUUUGCAAGGAGCUGAAUAUCUCAUUAAAGUUACAAAUUUUCUAAAAAAUUAUACUGUGACAAAGAUGAUUGCUUAACCCAAGUUAGGAAUAGGUAUCUCAGGAAGUUUUUAGAGGAAGUGACGAUUAGAGUUGGUCUUGAAAGCCACUUUGAUGGAACCUUAAAUGAUUGGAGCCAGUUAUUCUACUUUAGAAGGGAGAGUAGAAAUAGGCUACAGAAAGCAUUUUAAACAGAAUCAGUAGAGUGUAAGAAAACCUGGCACAUUGAAGAAAAUCAGGUCAUUUGCUGUGAUUUUUAGCCCAGUAGCUUGAUGUUAUGUUAUCAGAAGCCUUGGUGUCUUUGGGGGAUUGAGAAAGGUCUGCUUGUUCAAGUGGAUAGGGGUCACAUUAUGAAGGCCCUUUCAUGCCACCUGUGUAUUGAUGCAAUUGGGAUAUCUUAAACUAAUGAGUAGUAUUAUUUAUUUUUUUAAAAAUAUGGAACGCUUCACAGAUUUGUGUGUUAUCCUUCUUAUCAGGGCCAUGCUAAUCUUCUCUGUAUCAUUCAAAUUUUACUAUAAGCAAAAACUCAGAAUUAUCUUUUAGAAUAGUUUCUAAAAGAGACUUGGAUAAUAUACACAUGUGAAUAGUUUUAAUGCAGUUUCAGAGACAGAUAAUAGUACAUGGAAGUUCCAAAGAAAACUAAAGGAACAAUUAAUCAUAUGUGGUACACAGAAUAAUGGCCUAAUAAAGCUGUCUGUGUCAAUCUCUGGAAUCUGAGUAUGUCACAUUACAUGGCAAGAGAGAACUCAGUUGCAGAUAGACAGUAAAGCCACUAGUCAGAUGACCCAAACCUAGAUUAUCCUGGAUUAUCUGAGUAAACAUGCUGUAAUUACAGAGUGUUUUAAGUCUGAAAGAGGGAAGCAAAAGACUCAGUGGCAGUGAUGAGAUAUAAGUCAGUCAGCUAUUGCUGACUUUAAAGAUGAGGGGACCAAGAGCUAGAAAAUAGCUCAUGAGUUAGAGGGUUUUGUUAUAGUUUGUCUCUAGAUGUCCCCUUAAAACCUCAUGAAGUUAUAGGUGGGGCUUUUUCAGAGGUAGCGUUUUAACACUGGGAUUGAUUCAUGGUGCAAUACUAGGAGCAAGGGCACCAGGAUUAAGGGUGUGAGUGCUACCUGCCCUAAGUAGCCUGGAUAAAAUAUAAGGCGUAGAGAGAGCUGUAGGUGUCCCUUGUUGCUCUGCUACCUUUUGUCUGCUAUAAACUGUUUCUCUUCUGCCAUCCCUGUCAGCCAUGCCACCCUGCCAGCUAGCUGAUUAUGGACUGAAACCUCUACAAACUGUGAGAUAGAUAAACCUUUCUCCUUUUAAUUUGUGUUUGGAGCAUUUUACAGCCAUGUUCUUGACUACAAAUCAUGGGACUGAACUAAAACUAAUUUACAGUUAAUAAUAAUUAAGAUUUAUUGUGGAAGUAUGAACUUUACCCUCUACCAAUGAGAAUACUUGAAAAGGGAUUAAACCCAUUUGGUAGAUGUUAUCUACUUUGUAAAACUGAUGUGGAAAUUCUGGCCUUGUGUGAAACAGUAAAUACAAUGCUUUAACACAUGGCUUUUUAAAAUAAUGUGACAUUCAUAAGAGCUUAAUAAUGAGGGUUUUAGCCAGGUUUGGAGUCAUAAAAUUGACUUUAAACAUGUCUCUUUAUUACUGCCACUCAUUAUCAAAGUGCCUUCUGAAGUUACUAAGAACUAAUUUAUUUCCAACUACUUACGAUAAUUUUUAAAAUAUGAACAGUUAUUUUUAGUUGUGACAACUGAAUCCCCUUGCCUCAAACAUCCUUUAAUAGCUUUAAUAUUUUCUUAGUGGUUUUAUGACUUUAAACACUUUACCAUCUUAAAGCGACACCCAGAAUGGUAUAUAUUACAUAAUAUAAUCUGAAAUACACCAAUGAUCAAUAAUUGACUUUUUGUCCUACUUGUUAAAAUUAUUAUAUUUGAGGAACAACUUUAGAUAAUUAUAAUGACAUGAUAAAAAAGAGCUAAGUUUUUUUUUUUUUUUUUGGUAGCACUGAGGAUUAAACCCAGGGCUUUUGCCCUGAGUUAUAGCACCAGCCCUUUUUUAUUAUUUAACUUGAAGACAAGGUCUCUAAAUUGCCCACACUAGACUGGAAUUUAUAACCUCCUGCCUCAAACUCCCAGUGUGUUGAGAUCACAAGUGUGCAUCAUCACAGCCCAUUCAAAGUGGAACUAUUUUGGACAAUUUAGUAAAUGAAAAUUCAAGAGUUAAAAUAAAUUUUAUGUUGAGUAUAAAACUUUAAAAACUAUACUUCUCCCUUUCUCAGAGACUUUAUGUGACUUGGAUUGAAGCUUAUCCUGGAAAUUGAGGAAGACAGUGACUGAGGAGGCUAUCUCUGUUUAGUGAACAGAAGUAAAAGUGAGAUGCUCUGGUCUCUAGGAUAGCAGUUGUAAACCACUGGGGCACGUGUUGUUUUCUUUUUAAGACAGAAACAAUUAAUGUAUCAAUUAUUUUUUCUAAACUAAAACUUCAGUGUUAAGGUUUAAUUGUAGUGUUGGCAUUUUGUGAUAAAUAAGUAACUUUUGGGUUGCAGUUUGGGUACUCAGUCUCUAAAAGGUUUGCCACUAUCGUGCUAGGAGUGACGAAUGUGACUAGUUCUCUAAAACAGUUCAGCCUCAUGCUAAAUUUCUAUUACUAAUAUGUAAAACUUAUAUCUUAUAGAAAAGAUCUUUGGAGAAAAAAGGAGGACAAAAUAUAUUCCCUAUUGGCUAAGAAAUGCUUACAUGUUUAAGACAAAUUAACGUUUUAAGGCAGCUCUGAAGAAGUAAUUUAUUUUAAAUAGGUGCGCAGUUUAUAGCUCUUGUGGGAAUACUUUCUUCUUACUUUUUUUCGUCAGAGGACUAGGCCCUAUGUUUUUAAUUUAGUCCUUUAAUUUUUGCUGUUAACGUUUAAUUUACUUGAUGACCCCACACUGUUAACUUUUGCCCCAGUCAACUUUGGAUAAUAAAUACAAGACUGUAUAUGUUAUUUCGAAGAAACUAUUAAAAAUAUAUUUGAUAUGAAACUGAACAUUAAAUUUCAGCUUUCCAUGUAGAAAAAUAUCACACAUUUAAUCAAAGAACGUGUCCCUUAUUGGAAGAUGUAUUUUAAUAAGCAUAGUUCUUUUUAAAAUAUCACCAACAGUCUGCCUACUUUUUAUGCUUUGAUUUUGUAACUUGAACAACUACUUCUAAGAUAAUAAUACGUAAUUUAUCAACUAGUAAUAUCUUACCUUUUUUUGGAAAUUCUGUAUUAUUUCUACCUUUUGUUCUGUUUUGCUUUCUUUCUCUAAAAAAAUAAAAAAAUAAAAUAUCACUGGCAAAACAACCCAAAGCUGACAUGACUUAAGUGGUUACAACAGAUUUAUUUUGGGGAUCUUUUUCAAAACAAAAACAAAGAUGAUAAUUGUAGAGAGGUUACAGAAUUGAGGAGGAGAUUCUACAGUAGAACCAGAGUUUAAUGUUUUUAUAAAAUGUGAGGAAAGAACAGAGAUUAAAAAGAGUGUAAAAGUAAAUCAAGAUUCUGUAGGAGAUUUGGGAGUGUGGGAUCAAUUGUAUAAGUAAAGGAAUUAAUCUGGAAAAGAAAAUAAUACCAUUUCCUAGGAUUAGAAAGGCGGGAUGUGAAGGUAGUUGUAUGACUAACUGGUAAACGUGGAGCAGGAUGUUGGAGUUCAUAGCUGAUAGUUUUGAUUUUCUUUUUAUAUCAUAAAGGAGGCAUAAAGGGAAUAAGGAUGCAGAUAACGUGGCAUGUUUGAGAUGAAGGAAGCUGGUAUAAAAUGUAUGCCCUCGGGCAGUGAAAGGUCUAAAAGGCUUGCCAUAGCUAGCCUAGGGAACAGGAGAAAGAAUUAUACAGGGAGAAAAGCGUUUAGCAGGAAACACUGAUAUAUUGGAGCAUUUAGGCUGGAUAGAAAAAGAUAUCAAGCUAUGUGAGGGGUUGUUGUUUGAAAGAGAAUAGUUUAGGAAUGGAGGCUAAAAAAAAUGGUAAGAAAGCAGGCUAGGGAUUUAGCUCAGCGGCACAAGUGCCUGCUUAGUAAGCAAGCAUAAUAUCUUGAGUUCAAUCCCCAGGACCACAAAAAAAAAAAAAAAAAAGUAGGAAGGCAAGUGCUUAGGGAAUAAUUGAGUGAAACAAAUGGUGAAAGAAGUGGUUACAGUGAGAGACAAUAUAUUGAAUGCUAUGGCCAUGAAGUAAUUUUCUGGUGGUCAGAACAUGUGGCUUUGAAUAUAGACAGCUAAAUGAAGUGACUAUAAAAAAGCUGAUGGAGUCAGAAUUCAGAUUUUUGGAUGGAUUGUCCUUAUGAACACUGAAAUAAAUGCCAAACAGUGAUAGCAAAACAUUCAGGGAGGCAAAAUACUGUAAGAAAGGCCGAAGUUCUCAAUGAGUAAGAGAAAGACAUGGCAAGUAAGUAAUGAGAAUGAAAGAAAACCUUUUCACUUUUUAUUUUGUACUAGUGAUUGAACCUAAGACCUCUGCACCAAGCUACAGCCUCAGCCCAUUUUUUAAUUUUUAGUUUCUGAGACAGGGUCUUGCUAAGUCAGUUAGUUGCCCAGGCUGGGCUUGAAAUUGCAACCCUUCUACCGCAGUGCUAGGGUUACGGAUGCGUAGUGCUUAGCCUGGCUUCUAAGAUAGUUUAAUCAUGCCUUUUUACUUUAUAUGAGCCUGAAGGCAAAGACUACAUUUUAUUUAAUGUCGCAAAUACUUUUUGAAAUAAUAAAUAAGCAAAUGAUAACCUCGUGGUUAGUAAGAAUUUCUGAGUAUUUUAUUUAUGCCACUUGAUAAUAAAUCUAAAUGAACAAGUUGCAGAAAAAAUUAGUCCUAUCACCUAGAAAUAAUCACUAUCAAAUUCUUGUCAUUAAACUUCUGUACCUAUUUGUCCUUUAUUUAUAUGUAUGUAUGUAUAGUUCCAGGCAGUAAAUACUCAGUUACACUUUUUUUUUUUUUUUUUUGCUUUUUGAGUCAGGGACUCACUGUGUAGUUUGGGCUGGUCUUGAACUCACAAUGUAGCACAGACUGGCCUCAAACUAGCAGUGAUCCUACUGCCUCAGUCUCCUGAGUGCUGGGAUUACAACUAUGUGCCAUGAUGUCCAGUGCAUCAGUUACACUUUUAAUAGACGAAUAAAUAUUCUGUUAUGAAAUAUUAGGAUAUACUAUAAUAUAAGCAGUUCCUUAUUUGAGACCAUAUAGAUUCCAAUGAAAUUUUCUCUACUAGCCAGAUAUCUGCAUGAUUUUCUUAUGAUGUUUUAGAAGUAAAUUUUCUAGUAAGGUCUUUAUGGAAUGCCUAUUUUCUUAUUUUAGGGCUAUUUCUAACAGGCUUUUUAAUACGCAUUUUUUCCACUGAAGAUUGAAAUCAGAAACUUGGAGACUUCUUCAUAAGGACCUUUGAUGAUAGGUGUUUAAAAAACUUGGAAUCAAGUACACUUUUCAGGAGCAUAAUAAGAGAUGAUUCAUAAGUUGAAUCUAUAGUGCUCAGUUUACAAUGUACAUUGAAAUUAAAAACCUCUCAGCAUAAUCUAAAAUUGUUGAUAAUAUUUGGUUUUAGUAGAGAUUUUUUUACUCAAAAUUUAAAAUUGUAGUGAAAUAUUCCUAACAUAAAACUUACCAUUUUAACAACUUUUUUUUGAUAAUACCGCUAAUUGAACCCAGGGCAUCAUGCAUGCUAGGUAAAUGUUCCAGUGCUAAGCCACAUCCCCAGCCUUAAUGAGAUAAUAUCUUACUGAGUUGUGCAAACUGACCUCACACCUGCAACCCUCCUAUCUCAGCUUCCUGGGUAGUUGGGAUUACAGGUGUAAGGCACCUCACUCAGCAUGUUAACUGUUUUUAAAGGUUCAGUUCAGUGGUAUUAUAUACAUUCACAAUUUUGUAUAACCAUCACCACCAUCCAUUUCCAUCCAGUAUGGAUUUUAAUAUACCAAUAAGGUCACUGCAUCUCAAACUUUACAGAAAUACAGUUAAUAGAAAGAGUGAACAAGUGCCUUAAAGACUGGUCUCAAUCUAGAAUUUUCUUUAGUUUCAUGUUUUAUCUUAAAUUGAAGUAAAUGUUGCAUUGUAUAUUAUAAUAUUUCUGCAUUUAUAUAAAUAUAAUAAUUAUAUGUUUUUCAAAGUCUUAAAGUUCAUGUCUGUCAAGAGGCCUCAUGUUUAUUCAGUGGUUUUUAAUCCCUUGGGCACACUCAAGUCCCGCUAACCCCAAGCUGCAUUUUUAGAGGCACAGUUCUAAGCUAUUUUGUGGUUGAACAACACAUUCUUUUUCCAUUUGCUUUUACAGUUUAGCCAAGGCUCUUUAUAGUACUGUGUGGCAGGGAACAGACUAAAUGAUGCUUACCCCCUUUUAACAUGAUAGUGUCAUGGAAACUAUAAAUAUUCAGAGUGAAUACUCAAAAGUAUUCUUUUAUAUGAUCUUACUUCAUCAUUAUCAAUGCCAUGAGACAUUGGUACAAAUAAAGGGAGUGAUUAUGUUCUUGGUAGGACUAUAACCUACUUUUCCAAAAAAAAUAUUGAAUUUUGAACUAUACAUUAUGACUACUGAGACAUGGAAAUCCUCUCAGGUAUAAUUCUAUUCUUUAAGCUUGGUCCCAGUUUCAGGAGAUUGGAGACCAUAUUCAAGAAUAGUGUCAAAACUGGAAUUAAAAUUUGAGUUUCUUAACACCAAUUGAGAAUCUUUUUAAUAACAAAAUGAAAAGAGUUACAUAUAAAAAGAGUAUACCCCUUCCUGGUCCUACAGAACCACUUUGCACCAUCUUAAGAACCAUGAGUCUUUUUCUUUCUCUCCUGACUCCUUCCUUCAGCUCCCCUUUCUUCUUUCUUGCAUUCUUUUUUGGGUAACUUAUAAGCAUCCUAGUUUUCAGAAUUAAUUGGCUGAGAAUAUUUAGUGCAUUAAAAUUUUGUUAAAAAGUUAGAGCUCAUUAACUAUUCUUACCACAGUAAAAACACCGAAGAGUAUUUUAGUAUGCCACAAAAAAUAACAUAGACCAUUAGAAUUUUCUUGUCUCUCAAGCUUUGCUCACAAGGCUCAGAGCUCAGAACAGUAUAAUUUUAGAUAGAAAUAGAUGGGAGGCAUGAAAAAGGCUGCUGGAAAGUAAGAAAGUCAGAAUAAAAAUAAGCAAAUAAACACUUGUUAAAUGAAGCAUUCAUCAGGAUAAGAAGGAAUAAUAUCACAAAAUCAGUAGAGUUUCUGGUUUCUAAUUCUUAAAGGUUCCUAUCUGGUAGUAUUCUAAAACACUUUUCAAAUUAUGUUUAUUUUUUUAAAAAAUCUUUAAAAAGUCAACUGUCAAAGGUCACAGAGACACUCUUUUUUGUUUUGCUUUUUGUGGGAAGCCGCCUAUGAUGGCGCCCAUUUCCUGCUUCCGGGUUCUUCCCGGCCUGAACAAGCCCGCCAAAUUGUCAUAUCUGCCCAGUUACCCGUGACGCUAGCCUAUCAGCUUGUUAGGCGCGCUUCUCUGUGAUUGGAUACUGCUUCCCCUUAUAAGAGGUUGUUCCUGCCCCCAACGGCGGAAGAGGAACCAACGUUGAGGGUGGCGGACCUUGUCAGGUCCGGUUCGCUGUACGUAAUAAAGUUUGAGAGCUGAUCCUGCUCGAGUUUGGUCUCCUGUCUCCCGCGGCUCCGGUCAUCUGGUGGCCCGUACUGGGAAAAAAGGUAAAAGACUCAGCGAUGUGCCUCUUCGGCCGGGAGGUGCGAUUGCUGUCACCUGCGGUACGACGGAGGACCUGGCCCAAUAACAACGGAAGGCCGCGAGCGCCUCUUCUCUUCACCCUGAUCAGCUACGUGAGAUACAGCGGUUCCCGGGACAGGUGAGUACUGGGUCACCUGGGUUGGGUGGACGCACCUAACAGAUUUUGAGCGCCACACGAGUGGACGCCGGUUUUUUUUUUUUUUUCUUUUCUUUUCCCUUUGCAUCUGUUUUGCUUUCGCUUCGCUAAUACAGUCCGACAGGCUUUUGAUAGAGCUCGAUUGGAAUGCUCAGAGGAGCCCGGAGCCACUGCCGAUUGUGGGUCUCCGGAGGACCCUCAGGGCUCUAAUUCUGAUUCGGAUUUGGAAGGCUCAGAAGAGGAGGUCGUCUUUGCUAAGCAUGACCCUCCUACACCGUUAAAAGAGGAACUUAGGGCUCGGGAAGACACCACCCUGCCCGAGCUACUCUGCCUUACGGGAAGAGCUUAAGCCCUUCCGCCCUUUGGCAAGUUCGCGACCCAUGGUUGCUCCCUUCAGGGCGCCAGGCCCCACUGCACCGCCGUGGCCGGAAGAGGAGUUGCUCCCUGGGCUGCCACCACAACCUAUGGCACCGCCCUGGUUAGAGGGAGAGCUACUUCCUGGGUUGCCUUCUGCGCCCCCAUCUGGGGAGGGAGGAGGACGUUCCUUCCACGAGAGGGUAUGGUCGCGGCUUCCCUUUGAGUGUUCCGGUCUCCAUGCAUUCCCGGUACAAGUAGGAGGCAGGGGAGGAGGAGGAUAUUAUGAGCCCUUAGAAAUUAAACAACUUAAAGCUAUCAAGGACGCAGUUUCAGCUUAUGGGCCCAAUGCGCCAUUUACCAUGGCGCUUUUAGAGGCAUUGGCAGGUCUGCUUUUAACUCCGGGAGAUUGGACCCAGCUGGCACGCGCCUGCCUCUCCCCCGGACAAUAUUUAGAUUGGAAGUCCUGGAAUGAGGAAUUCUGUGUAGAGCAGGCGGCAGCCAACAGGGAAAAUAACCAGAGAGAGUGGAACAGGGAUAUGCUAUUAGGGCGAGGAGCCUUUGAGGAAGAUCAAACUCAAUACCCUCGCCAGGUUUAUGAACAAAUUAGCCGCUGUGGCCUCCAGGCCUGGAGACGGCUGGCUGGAAAGGGAGAACAUACGGGUCACCUUACAAAAAUUAUACAAGGGCAGGGAGAGCCAUUUUCAGACUUUGUGGCCCGCAUGCUUGAGGCCGCUAACAGGAUUUUUCCAGAUGCUGAGGCGGCUCACCCUCUCAUAAAACAAUUGAUUUUUGAACAGUGCACUAAGGAGUGCCGUGAUGUCCUAAGAACUAACAAAAAUAGGUCCUUAGAAGAGUGGACACGCCUGUGCCGUGAAUUGGGUGGCCACGGCCUAACGCCCAAAGGAAGAAUAUCAUUGGCACUCUUUACCAUAAAUUUUUUAAAUCUUAAUCACAAUAAUCAUUCCCCUGCCAUGGAGCACAAUAACCCGUCCCCGGCCGACAAAGGGCUGGUGAGAUGGAAAGAUGUCCUUACAGGACAAUGGAUGGGCCCGGAUCCAGUGAUUAGCUGGACCCGAGGUGCGGUUUGUGUCUUCCCACAGGAACCAGGUCGCGAACCACUGUGGGUCCCGGAAAGAUUGACGCGAGCAGUAAACUCCCCACCAGUUCCUGAUAAAGCACAGGAGGAUAAGCCCGCGGACACAAGUCAACUCGACCCUUCUGGGACCGACGCUCAGCGCCCGAGACCAUCUACAAACUAAAAUGUCUGGUUUGGAGCUUUUUCUAUUCUGUGGGUUCCUAUUAAUCACCCCUGUUCCCACAAAUUUGACCAACACUGUUAAAAAUAUCCAACUAGGUCCAGUCAGGUUCGAUUUAUCAACUUUAGGCAGUGUUAUAGCCAGUUUGUGGGAACACGUCACCUCCUGGUUCUCCUGGCCCAACCUGACUACUUGGAUCCUAAUUGCCAUGGCUAUCCUAGUAGGGCUUGUGGUUAUCAAAUGCUUGUUAGAUCGCCUCAUACAAACUCAGCAGCAGGUUAAGAUCACAGCCAUGGCAGCCAUGCAAAUGGCAGCAGGUGGCCCAUCAGGCCAGCAGGCCGCCGCAUAUCUCCUUCACAUUGCAGAACAUCAGCUAUAAGAGCUGAGUGGGCAAGCCAAUGACGGGCUCCACUCAGAUAUAUAUGGCCUAUAAGGCCAGGGGUCCCUCCCGGAGUCAAAUUAUUGGCAUUGAGAUGCGAGACCAAGGGUACUGCAGUGCCAUCCGCCCCAAAGGUUGGGGGGAAGGCAGGAAUGAAUGUCUAUAUGCAUCCAGGUUCGGUUCACAAAAGCCUGGCCCUGCGAAAAAAUGAACCACUCACCUUGAGCAUGGUCCUGGCGCAAGGAUAUGCACAAAACAGGGUGAUGCACAGCAGGGUAUAGACCUCUACAUUCUCUCAUGCCUCGGCCUACAAGGUAGGCCCACUCCUAGGUGUCUAACAGCAACAAGGUCAUAGACACCUUGGAGGGACCCACAGACCAUCCUAUUUUAAUAAAUAAAAAAGGGGGAGAUGUGGGAAGCCGCCUAUGAUGGCGCCCAUUUCCUGCUUCCGGGUUCUUCCCGGCCUGAACAAGCCCGCCAAAUUGUCAUAUCUGCCCAGUUACCCGUGACGCUAGCCUAUCAGCUUGUUAGGCGCGCUUCUCUGUGAUUGGAUACUGCUUCCCCUUAUAAGAGGUUGUUCCUGCCCCCAACGGCGGAAGAGGAACCAACGUUGAGGGUGGCGGACCUUGUCAGGUCCGGUUCGCUGUACGUAAUAAAGUUUGAGAGCUGA